AUCAGUAGCGCCGUUGAUAUUGUCGAACUGAUUACAAUUGAGAACAGCAAUCUCAAUAUUUGCUUAAUCGAAGUACUUGCGUAAUCUAAAAUGAGAGCUUGACUUACAAAUCAAGCCUAAUCAGUGUCUUCGAGUGCAGCCGAAGCAUACAUCUAUAUGUGCAGGGUAUAUGUACGUAUGAACCACGCAGUCCCUAUCGCGCUAACAAUCGGCUGGCUUUUACAAUAACAAAAUGCAAUCAAAACGAAUUGAUUGAGAGAAAUAUUAUAGACAAGAGAACCGAUUUUAGUACCCUGUUUAUGGCACGCUGAAUGCCGCAACACUCAGCGCCUCAACACGUAUUUAUUUCAGAGUUUAUAUAUACCGAGAUUUUUUUGUUUGAACUGAUCGUUGCAGUGAUUGUCGUCUAUAUGUAUGCACAUGCAUAUAGUUGUUGUUGUCGCUUGUCACUUCUCUCAGAUGGUCACUAAUUGUUGUUGCUUAACGCGGAUAUUUUAACAACUUUAUUAUGAACAACCAAUUAAACCGCAUCGAGUCGAUUUGCAGUUAAAGGUGAAAAUUAGACACAGCAGUGGUGGGAGAGCCAGAGGAAUGCUCGGAAGGGAAACAGAAACAGACACCAAAAACUAAAACUUGUUGCUUGCCUCUGGCAACAUUUUGCCAUCUUCAUUCACCAUUCACCAAGCGAUGGAGCCAUUAAUGUCUGGGCACAUGUCACCAGCGAAUUUAUGCACCAAAUGAAAUAGAGUUUGCAAUUACAAUGAAAUGGUUGCCUGGUGUGCAUACAUAAGUAAUACAUACAGCUGAUGCCUUAUAUAAUUUUUUUGAAAUAAUGAAAACUUUUGGAGCAAUUGGUUUCAAAAAAGUUGAAAAACAUAAAAAAAAAUAUUUUUAGAAGCAGAUAGUGAGAUUACCGCCAAAUUUAGUUUGAAAGCCGGUAAUUGGAAGUGUAUACAAAGCAGCGCCGAUUUUAAUUCUGCUUGAAUUAGUGUAGAGUGUAGGUUUUGGAAGCUAAAAGAUUGUUGAACAGUGUAUGGUGAUAAGCAAGAAGCUGGGAUUUUCGGCCAAAUAUAACAUUUCUAGUCUCUGUGCGCUUAGUGCUCGUUAUUAUUCGUAAGUGAGCUGACGUACUUGCUGCCGCAAAGAUGACUAAAAUAGCUGUAUUGUUGCUUGGCUUAUUACACCUACAAUUCUCUAAUGGAUUGGAUCGUCAAAGUCGUGUUGAAUUCGCCUUGAAUUUCUUCAAAACAAUCUCAACAUAUCAGCCAAAUGAGAACAUCAUCGUAUCUCCCAUCUCGGUGCAAACCUGCUUAGCGAUGACGUAUGUCGGCUCUGAUAAUCAAACGGCAGCUGAGAUGCAACGCGUGCUCUCUCUGAAGCGAUUUGCUAGCAAAGCGGACGCAGCCGUCGAUUUUGGCGAAUUCAUACAAACUACUGUCAAAUCUCCCGAAAGUAAACUGGAAAUGGCCAAUCGCAUUUAUAUUGAUAAACGACUACAAAUAGUACCCACAUACUAUGAGUUAAUUAGCAAAUAUUUUCGGUCUACAGCGGUAACGAUAGAUUUCGCAAGUAAUGAGGAAGCGGCGCAAAGCAUAAAUGCGUGGGUAGAGUCCGAAACUCAUGGAAAGAUAAAAAGCCUUAUUAAUCCAUCCGCCUUGACAGCAGACACUGCUAUAGUGCUGACGAAUGCAAUAUACUUCAAGGCGGCGUGGCUUUAUCCAUUCGAUCCGUCAUACACAGUUCCACGAGAUUUUAAUUUGAACUCGGCGCAGAAAGUAAAGGUGCCAAUGAUGUAUCGAACAGAUGUGCACAUAAAAUAUGCUGAAGUGACUAGGCUCGAUCUAGUUGCAGCGGAGCUGCCAUAUAACGACACAGCUCUCCGUAUGUUGAUAUUGUUACCAAAUCAGUUAGAUGGCGGAGUUGCUAGAUUGGAGCAGACAUUGAGCAUGAACGCACUGCAGCAUGUGAAGUACUUGUUGAAAGAAACCACUUUGGAUGUCAUGCUGCCAAAGUUUAAAAUUGAAUUCGAUUUAAGCUUGGUUGAGCCUUUGAAGACAAUGGGUAUGAAUUUGUUGUUUUCUAAUGCUGAGCUUUCAAAUAUGGUGACUGGCGCCAAGGGCCCACUCUAUGUGUCAGAGGUUAAGCAUAAGGCUUUCAUUUCAGUGGACGAAAAAGGUUCAGAGGCUGCAGGUGCCACAUACUCGCAAAUACUAGAGAGAUCAGGUCGCUUCUUCCAGCCGAACUUGAAAGUCGAUCGGCCAUUCGUAUUCAUCAUAUUGGACGAUAAUGCGAUCUACUUUACUGGGCAUGUGCUGAAAUUCUGAGACGAAUGAUUUAUUGGCUUCCAAACGCCAAAGUGGCGCCAACUGGAGUCGAGUGAUUGCUGUGGGCAAAUUUCAAAUUUAUAGGUAGAAUAAAAUGCCAUUAGCGCAACAAAUGAGGUAGAAAAGAAUCAUGGAAAUAAAUAGUGUAGUUAAUGAGAAAUCAACAAAUGAUUGACUUUGAUUUCUAGUUGAUUACUCACCAAUCAGUUGAAACUGCUAACAAA
Messenger RNA from Bactrocera oleae (olive fruit fly), 2548 nucleotides. RefSeq names its product serine protease inhibitor 42Dd. Lineage: Eukaryota; Metazoa; Arthropoda; Insecta; Diptera; Tephritidae. Gene Ontology annotation, molecular function: serine-type endopeptidase inhibitor activity. The record is from RefSeq and is a predicted model, not a curated record.